AGCGAGGCCGCGGACCAGAGGGCAGAUCUGAAAAUGACAUGCUUUUAAUUUUCCUUUUGAGAUGGAAGUUCCCAGAUUUACCCCAGGUGCCUUCGUAUUCCUGCUGUGUGCUAGUUCGGUGGCCAGUUACCCCAAUGGAAAAGUAACAGAGUCAUGCCGUCGAAUGAUCCCCGGACAUGGGCACAGCCCACAGCCUGACCCACCUCACCACGUGGCAGUGAGUCAGACAACAUUCAGACCCGGAGAUCAGAUCGUAGUUACUUUGUCAGGACGGCCCUUUAAAGGCUUUCUUGUAGAAGCUCGUGAUGCAGAGGAUUUGGAUGGCCCUCCUGUUGGCUCCUUCCUAUUGAAGGACAGUCAGGUGUCACAGCUUCUGACUUGUGAGGAUGUACAGGCCUCAGCUGUGAGUCAUACAAGUUCAUCCAAAAAAUCAGAAAUUAAAGUUUUUUGGAAGGCUCCAAGCAGUGCCCCGAAUCACAUAAGAUUCCUAGCCACAGUGGUUGAGAAGUAUAAAACCUACUGGGUACACAUUCCCAGUCAGGUAAUUUCAAAACCAAAUGCACCUCCUUUUACAACACCUAAAGCUACAGCAGCUCCAUCAUCAACAUCACCUCCAAUCUUCCACCUGACCAAACCAUUCAGUGCCUCAGACUGUGGGAAGAAGAAGUUUUGUGUUAGGAGUCCUUUCAACUGUGACCCAGAGAAGGAUCAUGGCUGUGUCUUCCUUUCCUUCACAAGAGAUGACCAGUCGGUGAUGGUGGAGAUGAGCGGUCCCGGUGAAGGCUAUUUAUCCUUCGCGCUUUCUCGUGACCGAUGGAUGGGCGAUGAUGAUGCUUACGUGUGCAUCCAUGAAGACCAGACGGUGCACAUACAGCCUUCCUACCUGACAGGACGGAGUCGCCCUGUGAUGGACUCCAGGGCUCCUCUUGAGGAUAUGGCUUGGAGGUUUGCAGACGGUAUUAUACAGUGUUCUUUUAGAAGAAAGAUUGCCCUUCCUGGUGUCAAGCAUAGAUUUGAUCUAAACACAAGCUACUACAUAUUCCUAGCGCACGGUGCGGCUGCUGAUGGCCUAAUUUAUAAGCACUCGAAGCAGCCCUUAAUUACAUAUGAAAAACAUGAUGUGACUAUGACUCCCCAGGAUGUGGGAGGAUCUCACUCUUCGCUCCUCCUGAAGGUCCAUGGUGCCUUCAUGUUUGUGGCAUGGGUGACUACUGUUAGCAUAGGUGUGCUGAUUGCCCGCUUCUUCAGACCUGUCUGGUCAAAAGUUCUCCUCUUUGGUGAGGCAGCUUGGUUUCAGCUGCAUCGGAUGCUCAUGCUCACCACAUGUGUGCUCACCUGCAUUGCGUUUGUCCUGCCUUUUAUAUACAGAGGAGGCUGGAGUUGGCACGCAGGUUACCACCCGUAUCUCGGCUGUGUAGUCAUGACCUUAGCGGUUCUGCAGCCGCUCCUGGCAGCCUUCCGGCCACCUUUCCACGACCCAAGAAGGCAAAUAUUUAACUGGACUCACUGGAGUGUGGGAACAGCUGCUAGAAUAAUAGCAGUGGCAGCAAUGUUCCUAGGGAUGGAUUUGCCAGGAUUGAUGCUUCCUGACCCACAGAAAACCUAUGCAAUGAUUGGAUUUAUCCUCUGGCACACGGGGGCUGAGAUUGUCCUGGAGAUACAUGCCUUCCGGCUCUCUCGAAGAGUCGAAAUAUUGGAUGAUGACAGAAUUCAGAUCCUUCAGUCGCGCUCUGUAUCCGAAGCAGAGGGCCAUACUUUUAAAAAGGCAGUGUUUGCAGUUUAUGUCUGUGGCAAUGUGACUUUUCUUAUCAUAUUCUUAUCUGCGAUCAGCCAUCUAUGAAGAAGUAGACUGCUUUGUGGACCAGUAAAGACUGUCUUUAUCAUCAAAUGGAAUACACUUGAAGUUUGUACUGCGGGCCUGGCCUACAUUCAUGAGUUCUGAUUCGGAAGACCAAGCAUGUUUCGAGGGGGGAAUCCUGAUGCUUGUCUUUAGAAAUAGAACUCAGUAGCGUCAUAGAGACCAUAAACGGAUGUGAAAUUCUGUGUGCUUGAGCAGUGACUCUCGAAUGUUCCAGGCCAAGAUCUUAAGAAUGUUAGUAUUUAAGAGAAUAAACAAGAAAGAUCUGGACAAACAAACAUGCCACGCAGAGAAGAUUGUGUUAAGGUAAACUGUUUUGGACUCUAAAGCUGCUGUGAUACUCUAAAGAAAAUGUUUAUUUUUACCAAUUUAUCUGAAUGGUCUUCAGGUUUUUUAAAAAAGAAACUUUUGGGGGGCAUUUUAUUUGCCCUAUACUUCAGUACUUCUCUGGCUAAAGAUAGAGGUGGGAUUGACCUCACUGUAGAUUUCAUUAGUAUCUAUUUUUACUAGUAUAAUUUCUUUGUUAGCAGUGAAAUUCAAGUAGGCCUUUCUUUCUUUCUUUCUUUCUUUCU
Messenger RNA from Octodon degus (degu), 2430 nucleotides. RefSeq names its product ferric chelate reductase 1 (gene Frrs1). Bases 62 to 1840 code for a protein of 592 amino acids. The record is from RefSeq and is a predicted model, not a curated record. Gene Ontology annotation, molecular function: oxidoreductase activity, acting on metal ions. NCBI's taxonomy places the organism in Eukaryota, Metazoa, Chordata, Mammalia, Rodentia, Octodontidae. The transcript has 16 exons.